Molecule: messenger RNA, 1399 nt
Organism: Thamnophis sirtalis
Lineage: Eukaryota; Metazoa; Chordata; Lepidosauria; Squamata; Natricidae
Source: RefSeq, a predicted model, not a curated record
AUGCUGCAGAUCGUGGAGUGGCGCUUCCUGGUGCGGGACGCGGGCGAGCGCGAGGUGGCUGCGGACCCGGCCUGGCAGGAGGACGAGGAGCCGGCCGCCUCCGUGCCGGACUCCUGGGCCCAGGGCUCCGUGCCGCUGCUGCAGACCGUGCCCAGCCCGGAGUGGGAGGUCCCUGCCGUCAAAGUGCCGGAGGAGGAGGAGGAAGCGCCUGCCCUCCUGGAGCCGGAGGGGGAAGGCCCUGUCCCAGGGGAGCUGCCAGGCGAGGAAACUGCCCAGGAUGAGAUGCCCCUCCAGUGGGGAGAGGAGCUGCCCCAGCAACCCUCCCUGCUGGAAGCCAAACUGCCCAAGCCCCAGAGGAGGAGGGGGCUGCCCAAGGGCCGAGCUGAGUCCCUUCCCGUGGCUGUCUCUGCCAGGGUCUCCUUCAGAAGAAGGCCGUCCUGCCCGCCGCUCCCGGUGGCCCAGCCCUCGGCCAGAUUGGAUGGCAGCGCAAAGAGCGUCUCUGAGAAGGAGCUGCUGUGGCGGAAGCUGCCCCAGCCCCCUCCGCAGGUGAGCUCCCUGCUGGGCAGCUCCCAGCCCCUGCUCCCCUCCUCCUGCAGCAACCUCCUCCGCAUCCAGAUGGGCCGCCCACCCAACAUCAAGGAUGUUUUCUACGACGAGAUGGGCAACGUCAUGCUGGUGCCUCACCUGGAGCUGGCCCGCCUGCCUAAGCGGUGGAUCAAGCCCACCGUGGAAGUGGUGGACCCCAACGUUGAGUCGAAGUGCCAGGAAACCCUGAAGUUGGUCUCAGGCCGCUGCAAGCAGCGCCGUCCCCCGAGCGGCCCCGUCAAGCAGGCCCCCAUGGACCAAAGCAGCCUCCGGGCUCAGGCGGGGACGGAGGAUCCCAUGAAGGCAAGACAGAAGGCCCACCCAGAGCAGGAAGCCUAUUCUUCUCUUCCACCGGGAAAGACCCUCCAGCCCACCAGCUAUAUGUUCGUCAACCCCACCUUGCUGGUGGAGACGGUUGACCUCGCCCCGGGGGUCAGCCUCCACCGUGGCGGCAGUGGCUGUCUGAGUGCACGCUUGCAGCCUGCAGAAGAUGCCAAGGAGGCGGGCGGGCCCUUCCCCAGCAGGGCCAAAGGGCCCUUCCUUCAGGAGCCACAGCUUCUGCCGCACUUGUGCCCUAGGCCUGUGCUGGGAUGAGGGUCAUGGUGUUCACCACAUACAUCCUAGCCUCACACUGUCCUGAAAUCUCUCUCUCUCUCUUCUCUCUGUCUCUCUCUGUCUCUCCCUCCCUCCCUCCUCCCCCCCUCUCUCUCUGGCUUACACUGGCUCCAAGUAAAAGCUAUGCACAAACCUUUGCCGAAAAUACUUUUUGAGUACAAAUGAUGCCCCUCCAGGGCAAUAAAAGGAUUUCAGACAA